Molecule: messenger RNA, 738 nt
Organism: Stereum hirsutum FP-91666 SS1
Lineage: Eukaryota; Fungi; Basidiomycota; Agaricomycetes; Russulales; Stereaceae
Product: NAD-P-binding protein
Exons: 7
Coding region: 1-738 (245 amino acids)
Molecular function (GO): oxidoreductase activity, acting on the CH-OH group of donors, NAD or NADP as acceptor
Source: RefSeq, a predicted model, not a curated record
AUGUCAGAACUCCUAACCAUCCCACCUCACGCUGGCUUCAACUUCACAAAAACCCUCCAGAAAGAUACCUAUCCCCUCAUCUCCCCUCUCACCCCCUCCGGAUCGCACAAAUCCCACCCAAUCUCCAUCACCGGUGCCUCCAAAGGCCUCGGCCGCCGCCUCGCCCUCUCCUUCGCCCAAUCCCGCGCCCUCGCCCUCGACGCGUUCGGGGACGCAGGGCUCGAUAUAUCGGUGAAUAAUGCGGGGUGGGCAGAGAGCGUUCGAGUCAUGGGCGAGGUGGAGGUUGAGGUGCGAGAUUGGUGGCAUACGUGGGAGGUGGACGCGAUGGGGUUGUUUGCUAGUACUAGUAUGGAGAAGACAAUCGUGAAUAUGAGUUCGAUGGGGGCGCAUCUUAUGGGUCCGGGCGUGACCUCAGCCUACCAGACGAGUAAACUUGCCGUCCUGCGUCUGACCGAGCUCAUGAACGUCGAUCACGGCCCCCAAGAUCUCCUAGCCUACUCCAUCCACCCCGGCGGCGUCCUCACCGACAUAGUCCUACGGAUGCCUCCGGAGGUGCAGCGCGCCCUAACUGACACGCCUGCGCUCUCCGCCGAUUCUAUAGCGUUCUUGACGAGGGAGGAGAGAAUGGCUGGCUGGGCGUUUGAAUGCGCCAUAGGUACUUGGGAUAUGGAGGAGUUGUUUUCGAGGAAAGAUGAGUUCGUGAGUGGCGACAAGUUGAAGGUUCGGAUGGUCCUGUGA